GCCUGGACUUCACGGAGGUGGAUCCGCUGGAUCCCAGGCUCGCGGAGGAGAUCGCGGGAGACGGGCUCGAUGCUUUCACCACCCUGUACCAGGCUCUGUCUCCAUUUACCGCGGACGACCCUGCGAAUGGAGAGAAUGUCUGGACCUUCUUCACUGAAAACAGUUUCUCUCCCAACGCUCUCGUGGCUGUGUUGCACCACUUCGUCCAAGCGGGCCAGCACAAAAGAGCUAACGCAGAGCAGAGGGUUCACGCUCUUCGUGCGGCUGGGUUGUACUUCUUACUGCUGGAAAUCCCAGGCAGCGUAGUUAACCAGCUGUUCCAUCAAGUGAUGUUUGAUAAAUGUCUUUACGCCCUGGCAAAAUGUUGGCCUCAGGAAUCAGAUGCGAUGAGGAAAAGAAAGAAGACGCAUGCUCAGAGCUCUCAGCCCAACGCAAGGAGAAAUAGAAAGAAGGGAAAACCGGGCAGGAACAGCAAUAUGGAAGAGAUACUGCAAGAGGAGGAGGAGGAGGAGGAAGAGGAUUGUGAAAAUGUUUACUUUUCAAAUGAUGAUCUUCUUCAAGUUCGCAACUCAGUCUUCCUUCUUCUGAAAAACUUCCUAAGACUUCUAUCUACGUUCUCCCUAAAAGGGAAACCUCAAUGUGUGCAGAACUGCCUGCAGGUUUUAGUCAAAAUGACAAACUUUGAGCCAGCGGUACACGAGUUCAAGUUUUCAGCAGCGAUGAAUGUUAACGAAGCCAAGUGCAUUCCUGAGCUGGCCUAUCACGGACUGCGAUUACUGUGUUCCCCUCUACAUGGUACGGAAGAUAAGAUUCUUCGUUGUGUCUUCCAGCGGAUCCUCAGCGUCAUUCUGAUGCUGGAAGGCGGUGCGGGUUCCAGGCGCGCAGUCCUUCCGAUCACAGCGGCGGUGAUCGGUGCCAGGAAUCAGGCGAUAAAAUUCAUCAGUUCUGUGGUAGAUGAGCUGAAAGAAGCUGUCUUUCCUGUUCUUCGAAUACUACUGCAACAUAUCUGUACCGAGGUCCCGGAUAAGAGUGAUUAUCGCACGUACGCCGCGCAGGCCUUGGUGAAUCUGCUGAGUAAACUCCCUUGUACAGAGUUUGCCGACUUCCUCGCUUGGCUUUACAAGUACUCAUGCAACACUAAAAUUGCCUACAGGGUGUUUGCUCUUGACGUGGCCUUAGCUUUGUUGGAUGUGCCCGAGAGGAACUUGGACAGCUCCUUGUCCCUGGAUCAUCAGAAGUUUCUAAAGCAUAAGUUUUUAGUCCAGGUCAUGGUGUUUGGCCGGUGUUGGGACAAAGCACCCGUGGUGCGUAGCAAAGCUUUAAGCAGCUUUGCCCACUGUCUGGAAAUGAAAGCUGCCGCUACCUCGGAGAUUAUACAAAGCUCCUCCGAUCAUAACGUCUUGGGAGCAAGCACAAACAGUACAAGUUUGAUAGUCAGUGCAGAAGCUGUGUCCAGCUGUUCACUCAAGACCUUCCCAACUUUCAGGACUAUUGAGUUGACCAACAGCAGCAACGCUGGUGUGCUUGACGGAAAAGAAGUCAUGGCCAUGCUGAGACUGAGAGCCGGAGAUGAGAAAACCAACGUAAGGAAAUCUGCUCUCCAGGUUCUUUUGAACAUCCUGAAGCACAAGCUGAUCCCUUGUACUGCAGAAGAUUUGUCUGCUCUUCAAGACCGUUGCCGGGACCCGGCUGUUUCUGUGCGGAAGCAGGCCUUGCAGUCUAUAACGGAGCUCCUUGUGUCUCAGCACAACAACGUUCUAGUGCAGAAGGCCUGGUUAAAUGGAGUGGUGCCUGUUGUGAUGGACGCUGAGAGUUCUGUCCAAGAAAAGGCCUUGGAUUGCCUCGAUCAGCUCUUGUUACAACAUAUAAAGCAUUACAGUAAAUACAGGAGCGGAGACGGAAAUCAGGCUCUAGUGUGGGAUCUCCUUACCCUCUUGACUUCAGAAAGCCAGGAGCUGAACCGUUACUUGAACAAAGCUUUCCACUUGUGGUCCAGACAGAAUAAGUUCACCUCCACUUUCAUCAGUAAUGUCAUGUCUCACGUGGAUACGGAGCAUGCGGCACCGGCUUGGCUGCUGCUUGCUAAGGUGGCGGGUUCCUCACCCAAGCUGGAUUAUUCCAAGGUCAUCGAAUCCUGGAACAAUGCCAGCAGGCGGCAGAACAUGAGCGCGGCUACGACAGGACAUAUCCUGUGUGUCAUCAGGCACGUUGCAAAGCACCUCCCGAAAAGCACCUGCGAGAGGCUGAUUGAUGACAUCAAGUGCUGGUUGAGGGAGUCUCAGUGUCCGUUGGAGGUGAUUAGCCCAGCAAUAGAAGCUCUGCAGAAGCUCUGCCAUGCCGAUGUGCCGGAGGAGGCACAGAAGCUGCUCAACCAGGUGUGUGGAGAUUUAGUAUCCGCCUGUGAAAGCUAUAUUUCAAAUAUAGUCCUCAAAGAGGAUGGAGCAGAGCAGAUGCAAGAAGAUCUUCUGGUGAGACAGCUCUUCAUCUUGGGUGAGGCUGCACAGCUCUGCCCAGCCAAAGUGGAGAAACGCAUCUUUCUUUUGGUUCAGUCCAUUCUGGCUUCUUCUGUCAACGAGGACCAAUUGUAUAGUUCUCCAGAUGGUGAGGAAAUUCCAGCUUCCCAGCCCCUGUCCCAGUUCAGAGGAUCAGCCAUGCCUCCACUGGUCAGAGCUCAUGCAGUCAUUACUCUGGGUAAAUUGUGCUUACAGCAUGAGGAUCUGGCAAAGAAAUGCAUUGCAGCUCUCGCCCGAGAACUGGAGGUGUCACCUGAUGUGGCCGUUCGCAAUAACGUUGUCAUCGUUAUGUGUGACCUGUGUAUCCGCUACACAUCCAUGGUGGACAGAUACAUUCCCAACAUUUCCUUGUGUCUGAAGGACCCGGAUCCCUUCAUCCGUAAGCAGACGCUGAUCCUGCUUACCAACCUCCUGCAGGAGGAGUUUGUGAAAUGGAAAGACAGUCUCUUCUUCCGGUUCGUCAGCGUCCUGGUGGAUCCAAAUCCAGAUAUUGCCAGGUUUGGAGAGUUCUGCUUGGUGCAUCUCUUGCUGAAGAGGAAUCCAGUAAUGUUCUCCCAACACUUCAUCGAGUGCAUCUUCCAUUUCAAUAGCUAUGAGAAACACACGAAGUACAACAGGUUCCCUCAGAGCGCAAGGGCGAAGAAUCUCUUCUCUCUCAAGGGAAAAGAUAACAAAGAGAAAAGGAUGCAUAUCUACAGGUUCCUGCUAGACCACUUCACGGAUGAGCAGAGGUUCAACAUUACCACAAAGAUCAGCCACAACAUUCUAGCAUGCUUUGUGGAUAUGGUCCUUCCAUUGGACUUGGAAGCCAGCGAGCUGCUCUCGGACACGUUUGCAGUCCUUAGCUGCAAAGAAAUCAAGCUGUCAACUAUGAGAGCAAAACCCGAAGAAGACAUUCAGCCCGAUGACGAUGAAAUGGCAAUGGCCAACGUGGUCAUGCAGGCGGCACAGAAAAAGCUCAUCUCGCAGGUUCAAAAGAAGAACUUUGUCGAAAAUAUCAUCCCGAUAAUCACGUCGCUGAAGUCUUUGAUGGAGCAGAAGAGGAUACCAGCUCUUCGGGAACUUAUGAACUACCUACGGGAAAUGAUGCAAGAUUACCGAAAUGAAAUCAAAGACUUCUUCGCUGUGGACAAGCAGCUGGCAGCCGAGCUGGAGUACGACAUGAAAAAGAAGGAGUCUGAUGAAGAGCAGCUCUCGGCAGCGCAGGCGGAACAACCUCCACCUUUGGAGACGGAUGUACCUUCUGGGGGCUGCAAUAAUAACGCUCAGCCUCCUGUAAGUAGGAGACAAUCCUUGUCAGCUGGAUCAAGUUCUUCUUCUGUGCCUUCUGAGAUUACAACCCCCAGUGCUGAUGCCCUGAAACAGCCGAUACUCAGUCGCAGGCCAGCAUCCUUGAGCACACUUGCCAUCCUGAACUCUGCCAGGAAAGCUCUGGAAGCCAGAAGCAAGCAACGCAGCAAGAGUGUUGGAAGAAGUUUAUCAGCUGUUUCGCUUCCAUCAAGCACAGCUGGUACCAAGAAAGUAUCCAUUCAAAGCCUGAAUCAAGAGCCUACUGGAGAAAAUGUUUCUGUGGUGGGCCGUGCAAUCAGCACACCGGAACAGACCAUUAAUGACUUGACUUUUGAUGCUGGGGUCAGUUGCAUCAGCUUGACGCGCACACCCGGUUCAGCUCCAGAGAUUAAAGAGGAGGCUGGGGAUGAGCUCAGAGAUGUUAUCUGUCUGGCAUCGCCAGAGAAACCCCCGUCCCUGCCACAGGAGUGGAAAUUAAAAUCCCCAGCAAGGACAAAAAGCAGCCAACGUGUCCCCGUGAGACAAUCCCAGCGGCGAACUCCACUGAAACCAGACAAGUGA
Molecule: messenger RNA, 4364 nt
Organism: Eurypyga helias (sunbittern)
Lineage: Eukaryota; Metazoa; Chordata; Aves; Eurypygiformes; Eurypygidae
Gene: NCAPD3
Product: non-SMC condensin II complex, subunit D3
Biological process (GO): mitotic chromosome condensation; meiotic chromosome condensation
Cellular component (GO): condensed chromosome, centromeric region; condensin complex
Molecular function (GO): histone binding
Source: RefSeq, a predicted model, not a curated record